GGGCACAGUGCUAAAAUGGCGAGGCUUGCGGUAGCUUGUGUGGCCCUCGGGGUCAUCGCCUGUGUUCAUACGGCGACGGGUUAUGGUGGAUAUGGAGGAGGCGGUGGUGGGGGCGGAUUUGGAGGAGGCUUCGGAGGUGGAGGAUUUGGCGGUGGAUUUGGGGGUGGAAAGGGAGGUGGCGGUGGGGGAGGAUUUGGCGGCGGACUUGGAGGAAUAGACGGUGGAUUUGGCGGCGGAAAAGGAGGUGGCGGUGGAGGAGGAUUCGGCGGUGGACUUGGGGGAGGUCAUGGAGGAAAUGGAGGCGGAGGACUGGGCGGUGGACUUGGUGGAGGCCACGGCGGUGGACUCGGCGGUGGUGGAGGACUAGGCGGAGGCCAUGGCGGCGGUCUGGGCGGUGGUUCCGGCGGUGGCGGUGGACUCGGCGGAGGCCAUGGCGGCGGUCUAGGUGGUGGCGCCGGCGAUGGCGGUGGAUUCGGCGGCAGCGGAGGACUAGGCGGAGGCCAUGGCGGCGGUCUAGGUGGUGGCGCCGGCGAUGGCGGUGGAUUCGGCGGCAGUGGAGGACUAGGCGGAGGCCAUGACGGCGGUCUAGGUGAUGGUGCCGGGGGCGGUGGUGGACUUGGCGGCGGCGGCGGACUAGGAGGAGGCCAUGGCGGCAACCUAGGCGGUGGUGCCGGCGGUGGCGGUGGAGGACUAGGUGGAGGCCAUGGCGGCGGUCUAGGCGGUGGAGCUGGUGGUGGCGGUGGACUCGGAGGAGGCCACGGUGGUGGACUCGGAGGAGGCCACGGUGGUGGACUAGGCGGAGGUGCUGGCAAUGGCGGCGGCGGGGGACUAGGAAGCGGACUUGGUGGCGGUCUCAACGGUGGUCACGGUGGACACAACCAUAGAGGGCAUGGUAAUGGAUAUGGCAGUGCAAACGCUCAUGCCACUGCCAGCGCCAGUGCCAGCAGCGGAAGCUAUGGAAAAUAUGGACGCUAAGCUGGUCAAGAUAUAAGCUUUUUAGAGCCCUUAUACCCAGAAUAAGAACCCUCAAUGUGAUAUAGAAUUAAUAUCCGUCAUUAUUUUGUUAUUAUUGUUAUAAUAAAUAAUAAAGUAAAUGUCGUUUUAAGCCAAA
Melitaea cinxia (Glanville fritillary) is the source of this 1111-nucleotide messenger RNA. RefSeq names its product glycine-rich cell wall structural protein. NCBI's taxonomy places the organism in Eukaryota, Metazoa, Arthropoda, Insecta, Lepidoptera, Nymphalidae. The transcript has 4 exons. Bases 16 to 975 code for a protein of 319 amino acids. The record is from RefSeq and is a predicted model, not a curated record.